This is a messenger RNA of Danio aesculapii, 5549 nucleotides long. It is a transcript of the gene cldn35, whose product is annotated as claudin 35. Lineage: Eukaryota; Metazoa; Chordata; Actinopteri; Cypriniformes; Danionidae. Gene Ontology annotation, cellular component: plasma membrane; bicellular tight junction. Bases 1992 to 2678 code for a protein of 228 amino acids. Gene Ontology annotation, molecular function: structural molecule activity. Gene Ontology annotation, biological process: bicellular tight junction assembly; cell adhesion. The record is from RefSeq and is a predicted model, not a curated record. The transcript has a single exon.
CUCGCCAGACUCUAGUGUAGGUUCUUGUUUGACGUUGGAACUGAUGCAUCAUUGACGGCUGCUGAAUCCACGUCACGGUGUCAGAUUCAAUGACCUGUUUGGGUAAGACAACACCAGACUGGGUUGCAACCAGCGAUAAGGAUAGAUCUUUCUUUACCGUCAAUGCAACGAGUCCAUCACACGUUACAGCACUGCCAGACUAACUUUGGAUGUGGUGUUGGUGGAGUUCUGCAUUGAAGUUCAGUCAAUCCCCAUGCAGGGUGAGCUGAGAGAACUGGCAGCAGUGCUCGGAGAUCUUCAAUUAUUCAUCUCCUCAAACAAAGACCAGGAGAAAGUGAGCACAACUGUCUAAGAGACCAAAAGACGGGCUAGAAUGCGGGUGAACAGGACUUUGUUCCAAGAAAUUUGAAAGAGAAAACCAAGAGGAACUUUCUAAAGGUACCGACUGAGAGGUUCUGUCUAAGGAUUGGCAAACGCAACAAGAACGAAGGACAGAAUUGAAAACCAAAAGAAACUUCGAGGAUUUUGCGCUGGGAUUAUUUACAGACCAAACCAAGGUCUUGAGAGCAUCUUUCAAGAAGGACUGACCAGGACUUACUACAGAGGAUUGGCAAAUGUGUCGACAAGAAGAAUUCAAGUAAACAAAACACUCCUUCAAGACAUUUGAAAUUCAAGAUCUUGUAAGAUACUUUCAAUCAACUUCUUGUAGAGGAUUCGCUAACGUGCCAAGACCAAAUACGAGAAAAUUGAAACUAAUCAAGAGUAACUUUCAAAGACUGACCAAGAACUCUUGUUCUUGGCAAUUGACUUCUAGAGAAUUGGCUAACGAGUAGAAACCGAAGGACAGACAAGAACAUUUAAAGGAAUCGAGAGUGGUUUUCAAGGUCUGACCAAGAACUCCUCUUGAGAAUUGGCAAACGUGUGAACCAAAAGAUUAUACUUCUUGUGGAGGAUUGGCCAAUGUGGACAAACAAAACAUUUUAUUUAUUUUCAAGGACUGAAAAAGAAGACAUUCUGAUAAUUGGCAAAUGUGUCCAUCACCAAAAUACGACUAAUAACCUUCCCCAAGAAAUUUUGAAUUCAACACCACAAUCUUGCAAGGAAUCUUUGAGUGACUGCAACUUCUUGCGGAGGAUUGGCAUAUGUGUCAAACUAAACUAAACAAAAUCACCUCCAAGGCAUUUGAAAUUCAAGAUCUUGUAAGAUACUUUCAAGAAACGUCUUGUGGAAAACUGGCUAACAUGCCGAGACCAAAGAACAGAAAAUUAAAUUAAGAACUUAACUAAUUAAGAGUCAUUUUCAAGGACUGACCAAGAACUCUUCCUGAGAAUUAGCAAGUGCGUCAACCAGAAAAACACGACCAAAACCUCCCCUCCAAGACAUUUGAAAUUCAAUAUCUUGCAAGUAACUUUCAAUAAACUUCUUUCUGAGAAUUGGCUAACGUGCUGAGACUGAAGGACAGACGAUACAAUUUAAAGCAAACAAAAGAUAUUUUCGAGUACAGACAACGAUCUCUUCCUGAAAAUUGGUUAACGUGUCGACCAGAGGAAUAAACCUGGACAAAGCUCUCCUCAAAGACGUUUUAAACUGAUCACCUAGGUCUUGCAAGGAAUUUUCAAGAAACUUUUCAUGGAGGUUUGGCUUACGUGCUGACACCAAAGCAAAUUCAAGAAAUCAAGGAUCUUUCGAGUGACAUCCUGCAGAGCAUUGGCCCUCUGAUCUCUAUGAGCAUAACCAUCUGAUCAAAUUAUCCACAACUAGACCACUUGCAAAACACAACCAAACUCUUCCUGAGAAUUGACAAACGUGUCGACCAGAAAACAAAUUCAAGAAAUCAAGGAUCCUUCAAGUGAAGUCCUGCAGAACAUUGGCCCUCUGAUCUCUGUGGGCAAAACCAUCUGAUCCGAUUAUCCCCAAUUGGACCUUUCGCAAACGUAAAGGUGUCUUCGAGGUUGUGGCCCGAGGAGGCGUGGUACUCAGAGGGAGGCGAGAUGGUAAACACGGGCAUGCAAUUGAUCAGUUUCACCUGUGCUGUAACUGGCUGGAUUAUGGCUAUAGCAGUGACUGCGUUACCCCAAUGGAAGGUCACGGCUUUCAUCGGCAGCAAUAUCUUGACCUCGGAGAUCGUCUGGCAGGGGAUCUGGAUGAACUGCAUCUACCAGACCACCGGGCACAUGCAGUGUAAAACCUACGACUCCAUGUUGGCUCUACCGCCUGAUAUACAAGCUGCAAGGGCGCUGAUGUGCAUUGCGAUUUUCUUGGGCUGGUUGUCCUGCACCGUUUCUUGCUGCGGAAUGAAGUGCACCACCUGUGCCGGGGAUGAUCGCCAUGCUAAGGCUGGCAUAGCGUUAUCCGGCGGGGUGCUUUUCAUCCUGACGGGACUUUGCGUCCUGGUGCCAGUUUCCUGGACAGCAAACACUGUGGUGCAGGACUUCUACAACCCCAAUGUCCCACUCCAGCAUAAACGGGAGCUCGGACAGGCUAUAUACCUGGGCUGGGCGGCUGCGGUGAUUCUUAUGAUUAGUGGUGCCGUUUUGAGCAGCACCUGCCCACAUAUAGAGCGCGGCGGGUACAGGCGUGGAUACAUAGGCCGCAGUUUUGCUAACUCCAGGCCUUCUGCUCCUGAUCCUCCCAAGCCGAUUACCAACAGCACCUUGCCUCUUAAGGAGUAUGUAUGAUUAAAAACCAAGUUGAGAUCACAUUUAAAGGUCCCGUGAAGUUUUUUAGAUGUUAGAAUCAGUAUGUUAGUUUCAAGGAUGCCUAUAAGCUAGGGUGCACCAAAUAUUUACAUGUGGAGCAGUGUUUCUCAACCACGUUUCUGGAGGACCACCAACACUGCAUGUUUUGGAUGUCUCCUUUGUCUGUCACUCCCAUCACAGGUCUUUCAGUCUCUGCUAAUGAGCUGAUGAUCUGAAUCAGGUGUAUUUGGUUAAGGAGACAUGGAAAAUGUGCGGAGCUGGUGCACCUCAAGGAACAUGGUUGAGAAACACUGGUUUAGAAGACAUAAAUUUCACCUUUUUAUUUUACGUCACCUCAUACUUCAGUUUCUCAUCAAAUCUUCUGACCAAUCAAAUGCUCUCUAGUAUCUGACAUGCCCCGCCCCCUUGUUCUCAUUUGAGCUCAACCACUCUUACUGGCAGAGCUGUGAUAAAAACAAAAUGCUACUGACUGUUUUUUUUCUAAAAGGGGGAGGGGCUAAUAUUAUGCCCCGCCCUCUCUUUGUGUGCCAGUUGAAAUUACGUCAAACACUGAAUAAAAUAUGCACAUUUUAAAGCACUUCAUGGGACUUUUAUAGGUGCUCUGAGUAGUUUUGUGUUUCAGCGGACUGAGGCAUUUCAUGGUGUGGUCAGUGUUGAGAUCAUGCCCAUAUUUGCUAUUUGAAGUCCUAAUCUGUUUGGUUUUAUUGUUUGUAUUUGUGCUGCUUGUGUUUGGAUUGAUAGAUUGCAUACAUGUGGGUCAAAGACGAAACGUUUUAUUUGGUUCUCAGCAUCAAAACUGACUCUAUACUGUGUAUACACAUACAGUUGAAGACAGAAGUAUGAGCAUAUUUACUAAUAUUUCCCAGAGCAAGCACAUUUCUCACAGUAUUUUCUGUCUGGAGAGAGCCUUAUUAUAAUAUUAAUAAAAUAAUAAUGUUUUUUUUCCCCAAUUGUCUACAAAACAAACAAUUGUUGUCCACUGACUUGCCUAUUUAUCCUAAUUACGGCCUUAAAAUGCACUUUAAACGGAAUACUAGUAUCUUUAAAUUAUUAUUUGUCAGCUAUUUCCCAAAUGCUGUUUAACACAGGAGGGCUUUUGUUUUAUUUAUUGUAUUUUUAUUGUUGUGAUGCAUGAAAAACACUUCCUCUUUGACCCAUGUAUGUGCUGCUGUUCUUUAAUAUGUAUAUUGCAUUUAUUCUUAUUUAGUUUGGAUUGCUUUUCUUUGUGUACAUGUAUAUCAAGUGUAUUUUUUGCAUCAUUAGUUUCAUUUGAAAGUAUUUUUCUAGUUCAACCAGGCCUGGCGCUACAUGGGGGGCCAAGGGGGGCAUUGCUCCCUCAGAAAGAAUUUGUGCCCCCCCCAGUUUUCAUAAAGGAUUAGUUCACUCAAAACUGAAAAUUCUUUCUGUCAUUAAUUACUAACACUCCUGUUAAAAAGCAAUUCAAUUAUGAAAAUUGUGAAAUUAACGCAAUAGUCCAGAGAUCUGGUCCCCGUGUUAGGUCAGGGUGUGCCCGUAUAUAGCUGGCAGAGGCUCACUCUAACCUCACACGGGAGAAAACUGGACUAGUGGAUGAGAUGAAAGAGAGCAACCUAAUUCAUUUCAUGUUUUGGUUAAUUUAUUCUUUAAAUACAACUCUCUCGAGCUCCUGAAGGGAAAAAGUGCAAAAGAAAUUUGCAGUUAAAUUAAUUUGAGCAGAGACGGAACUGACAGUCAUUUUUACAUUAAGUUUUCAGUUCGGGAUUAAUAUUAGAGUAGCCUAAUAAAUCAUUUAGUUGGACACUGCACAUUCCCACAGUAGUCUACACCAGUGUUUCCCAACCCUGUUCCUGGAGGCACACCAACAGUACAUAUUUUGGAUGUCUCCCUUAUCUGACCCAUUAACUUCAGGUGUUGGAGUCUCUUCUGAUGUUAUAAGUUGAUUCAGGUGUGUUUGAUAAGGGAGAGGUUGAAAAUAUGUACUGUUGGUGUGCCUUCAGGAACAGGGUUGGGAAACACUGCUCUACAUAUAAUUAAUAUUAUAAUUUAUGAUAUUCAUUAUUAUUAAUAUUAUUAAAAUUAAGCUAAAAUUGAUCAAACGCAGAUCGAUUUUGAAUGUUUCCUUUCAUUUUGACAUCGCUAAAGCGCACCUUAACAGUUGUGAAAAGAAACAUCUCAUUAUGCAGCAUCGCUGCCUUCAUUGAUCAAAUCAGUAAUAGCGAAACUGCAUAUUAUUAUCACCUUAAAAAGUAUUUUACUGCCUUAGGUCAGUAACUUAGGCAGUAACGCCAAGUAAUAAUAAAAAAGUGAAUAAAUAGCCUGAAUGAAAGGAACAAGAGCGACCAAAAUCAGUCAUCAAGUCUAGUGCUCCCCAUGGGGUUAAAAUGCCCCCUCAGUUAUGACAUCCUGGCGCCGGGCCUAAAUUCAACCAUUGUUAAUUAUUUGACUUUAAAUUUUUAGCACUUUUAAUUAAAACAGUUUAGCAGCUAGACUAAUAAUGUUUGAAUGGUAAUUUUCUACUAUAGGGUUCUAGAUUUACUCAAGCAUUUACUUCCUUCAUUCUUUACCCCUUUUCCCUCUGUAUUACUGUACAUUCUUAUGCGAGGUACUUUCAUAUUUAUGAAUCCUGAUUAGUUUCACCGUGUUUAAUUUAGUUUUAUAUUCUAAUAGUAUUAACUUUGAUCACGAAUGCCCAUUUUGCAGUGUUUUGUUUUGUAAAUGGUAUUUUUUUGUAGACACUGUUGUCCUUAGACACAGUACACUUACACUCAGUAUAUCUGAUUGCUGUUCAUUGUGAUUAAUCUGUAUUCAUUUAUUUAUUGAAAAUGUGUGUAUUUGAACCAUUUGAGCAAAGAAUAAAUGUAAAAGAUUGAG